AUGACAACGUGUCUGUGCAAUAUGACUUUCAUGUAUCCAUUUCAUGGACAUCUCAAAGUAGAGGAGGGAAAACAUUCAAAAGGGAGGGGGAGGAGGAGGAAUUACUGUUACAGAGAGGGGGGGGAUUUGUGUGAGGAACAAAUGACGGAAGCGGCUCCAUGCUUCGUGACUGAGAGCGGGGUGCGGUUUGACCACAACGUAGAGCGUGCUGAGUUUAACCAAUACUGGUACUCCAUCCACACCAUUGAUGCACUCAUAGGUGAGGUCCGUCAUCAUGCAACUGCAUGUGCUUUCCUCUCGACUCCAUCGCUGUAUUUUGCAAUGAUUGCAGCUGACAAGAAUGGUGGGGACGGUAACACGGAAGAGGCCUCCAAAGGUGACAGUAAUGCAAAGUCCGCUCUAGUUCGGGACAGUCGUCUUUUUGAGUACGACAAACAGUGGAAGGACGACACCGGUUUUGUCUUCUACGACUUUCAUCGACCGGAGGAGGUCCCCGUGCAGUACUUUGGUGCCUUCGACUACGUUGUAGCUGAUCCGCCUUUCAUCACAGAGGACGUAUGGACAGCGUACAUUCAAACGGCCAAGCUCCUUUUGCGUAACGGAGGAAAGUUACUCUUCACAACUGUGAUGGAAAAUCAUACCAUGUUGGAAGGACUGUUGGAUGGGCCACUAUUCAUUGCAACCUUCCGCCCAGCUAUUGCACACCUUACCUAUCAGUACGUUUGUUUCACCAACUACAGACCCACACGACUGUCGCAGGUGAAUGAGGAGCUUCCACCUGAUGAUCCGAAGAUUGUGGCCGCUAUACAAAUGGCGAACGACCUGCGCGAGUCGGAAAAGGCUUUUGUUGCUCAGGCACAACAGCGUGAUAGACGUGGGGAGCAACCGCUUCCCGCCACUUUGCGCACCAACACUGUAGAAAGUGCACUGAAGGGUGAUACGGCAACAGGUCGUGAAGCCGAUAUUGCAGGAAUUCCCAUCAGCGCAAUGAAAUGGGGUUACAUCCCCGAUGGUUUGGCGGUGUACGCAAAUGGUGAUCAUUUCGUUCCUUCGGCGGCUGCUGUUGAGGGCGCUGGCUGCAGUCAAGAGGAGGAAGUGGACUAUGGCGAAACAUAUUCUCUUGUGGCGGCACUGCGGGAGGUAAUUGACAACUUCAAACGGCACGUUGAUGUGCUACAGAAGUCUUUGGAUCAAAUGCUGAAGCUACAGCUGAAGCGCGCCAAGAUGGAGGCACAAGGUGAUAACGCGGCAGAAGCAGCGGCAUCAGCAACAGCAGCAGCAGCAGUGAAUGAGGUGGACGCUGCAUUAGUUUCUUGCAAAGAGCAAUUCGAUGGUAUGCUCGAGGAGAUGCGCGGAAUGAUUGAGAACAUUGAGACAAUGGAAACUCGAUUGGCUGAUGUGGGUGGCGAGGUGGCCGUUACGUAUGUGGGUGCCAUGAAGGAAUGUGUUGAGGCAUAUGCCAACGUUCCUUUACAGAAGCAAAAACUAAAUGAACUGGCGGCGGAUGCUACGCGGAAGUACAAGUCUCCGCUUUUCAACCGUAUGAAGGAGCUGUUGCAAUGGAUAAAGGAUAUAAAGAAAAAUUAUCAACUGCAACAGAGGAAUGGAGAGGGCGGGAAAUAA
Molecule: messenger RNA, 1623 nt
Organism: Trypanosoma brucei brucei TREU927
Lineage: Eukaryota; Euglenozoa; Kinetoplastea; Trypanosomatida; Trypanosomatidae
Exons: 1
Coding region: 1-1623 (540 amino acids)
Biological process (GO): methylation
Molecular function (GO): nucleic acid binding; protein-lysine N-methyltransferase activity
Source: RefSeq, a predicted model, not a curated record